AUGGCAUACAGUGAGAAUAUUAAUCUGGUGCCUCCUGAAGAAUCUUGGUUUGUUCCUGUAGAGAUUUUGGAGAAAUUAAUACCUCCUUCAUAUUUGACUCAAAUACUAUCAAACUGGGAAGAAGGUUGUACAAGAGGAGGCGUGGAGUCAGAGAAUCAUUUUCAUCAAGAAAAAACAAUUGCUCCGCUUUCCCCUUCAUCACCACUAAACCCCGAUCCACCAACACCGGUACCACCGCCGGACCCUCCAGACCCAACUCCGGCUAUCAUGGAAGAAGACACUCCAAGGAAAAUGUCUUACAAAGAGACAGCAGAGGAAUCAAGUGACAAAAUCCAUGGGAGUUCUGAAUCCCCCAUGAACUUUGAGAAAUUGGGCACCCUAGAUCCUGAAUCUGGCAAAAAGUAUAUCCCUUUGACUGAUGAGGACAAACAACGACUAUACCUCUCGUGGAGAAGAUCUGUAAUCAUUAAAUGCAUUGGCCGGAAAUUGAACCACCAAUUCCUCCGUUCAAAGAUUACUGAUCUGUGGAGACUCCAAGAAAACAUAGUCCUCAUUGACUUAGGGGAGGACUACUAUACGGUUAAACUUGCUCUUGAGGAUAGUCAGAAAAAAUUCCUCUUGGAAGGUUCGUGGUUUGUCACUGGUUCCUACGUCUCAACAAGGGUUUGGGAGCCUAAUUUCGUACCUAUAAAGGCAAAAAUUAAUUCUUCUGCAUUCUGGGUAAGACUUCCCUCCCUGCCUACUGAAUUUUAUGAUAACACGAUACUGGAAAAAAUUAGGAAGAAAAUUGAGGGUCUUCUAAAAAUAGAUGCCUCUACAUCUUCCUCCCUUAGAGGACGCUUUAAGCAAACCAUUCGCGAAGAUAACAACCUCAACAGCGCUGAAACAACGGAGUUCAACACUUCAAAGGAGGUAACUUUGGAAUGGCAAACUGUUUCUUUCACCAAAAGAGGUAAGAAAUCACGCAGAAAAGGACACUUUAAUACAGGUACGAAGAAAGCAGACAAGCCCAAUGUAAACACCAAGUCUUACGAUCCAAAAUCAGGUAAGUUUCUUGAUCAACUUCAAAACCCAAAUUCUUCGAUCGAUUCACCGGAAAGAUCCCGCCGACCUUCCAAUUCGAGUAAGAAUCAGGGUACUUCAUUAUCGGACCAAACCUCUACACUGGACCGGUCCAAUAAGAUAACUCUUGGUAAGAGGCCCACUAGCUCAGCCACAAAGAAUAGGUUGCCCAAUGCUCAUGACCUAAAAUCUCACCACAGCCCACUAGCUUGGGCCAAGAGCAAUACUAAUGCUCCUCUUUGUACGAAGGCCCAACCCAAAAAAGCCCAAUAA
Capsicum annuum is the source of this 1335-nucleotide messenger RNA. RefSeq lists its product as uncharacterized. The transcript has 3 exons. NCBI's taxonomy places the organism in Eukaryota, Viridiplantae, Streptophyta, Magnoliopsida, Solanales, Solanaceae. Bases 1 to 1335 code for a protein of 444 amino acids. The record is from RefSeq and is a predicted model, not a curated record.